AGAUUAUCUCUAACCACCGAUCAAGACAUAUGCGGUUGUCAUGGAGCUGUCCUCACUGUACACAAGGCGGCUGUCUGGCAGCUACAGCAGCCGGAACAGCUUCAACGAAGAUGCCCUGGAGCAGCUGGAGUUCAACAUCAACGACAUCAGCAGGGCGUCGAGCCCCGCCAGUGUCACCAGUGUCAGUGCCAGAUCUGAAGGUAAGUCUUUACAAAAUAACGCCCCUUCUUUGAGUUCAUGCGAGUGUUUGUUGUUUACUAUUUCUUUUAAGUCAGAGGUGCACGAAUUUUUUCCAUACACGGCGCAUUGCUGAAUACAUUCUAAGUUGCUCUGGCAGCAUCCAGGUUUUUCUAAGUUGCUCUGGCAGCAUCCAGGUUUUUCUAAGUUGCUCUGGCAGCAUCCAGGUUUUUCUAAGUUGCUCUUUCAGCAUCCAGGUUUUUCUAAGUUGCUCUGGCAGCAUCCAGGUUUUUCUAAGUUGCUCUGGCAGCAUUCAGGUUUUUCCAAGUUGCUCUGGCAGCAUCCAGUUUUUCUAAGUUGCUCUGGCAGCAUCCAGGUUUUUCUAAGUUGCUCUGGCAGCAUCCAGUUUUUCUAAGGUGCUCUGGCAGCAUCCAGGUUUUUCUAAGUUGCUCUGGCAGCAUCCAGGUUUUUCUAAGUUGCUCUGGCAGCAUCCAGUUUUUCUAAGUUGCUCUGGCAGCAUCCAGUUUUUCUAAGGUGCUCUGGCAGCAUCCAGGUUUUUCUAAGUUGCUCUGGCAGCAUCCAGGUUUUUCUAAGUUGCUCUGGCAGCAUCCAGGUUUUUCUAAGGUGCUCUGGCAGCAUCCAGGUUUUUCUAAGUUGCUCUGGCAGCAUCCAGUUUUUCUAAGUUCCUCUGGCAGCUCCCAGUUUUUCUAAGGUGCUCUGGCAGCAUCCAGGUUUUUCUAAGUUGCUCUGGCAGCAUCCAGGUUUUUCUAAGUUGCUCUGGCAGCAUCCAGGGUUUUUCUAAGAUAGCGUAUUUAAAAUUCUAACGUAUGCACUGAGAAAUAGCAAAAAUACAUAUAUAAUUUCACGCUUUGUCAAGUAAAAAACCGUUACAAUUUUGAAACGCCAAAAAAUAGUUUGAAAACCUCUAAUUUAAUUAAGAACAUUCUACACCUGAUAUAUCUCCAUCGCGAAACUUUCCACAGUUUCAAAAGGUUAUACAUAGCUUUGUCAUUAACAAGCAACCCACAAUAGGCCUCGAGCUGGACCAGCAAAGAACGUCCUAAAUCCUUAACUCUGACCACAACACGGCUCGUUUGAAACAUUCGCAAGCUAUCAUUGUGUCUGCCUUCUGAUGAGAGUAUUUGCAUAUUCACUUAUGUAAUCUAUCAUUGCCUUCAUCUUAUGAUGAGGAUUUUGGGUUUGUUUCCUGCUGUAAUCUAUCGAUGGCUUCGUGUUUUGAUGAAUUGGUGUUAUUUCCUUCUGUGCAGGAUUUCGUGAACGAAGGCACCGGAGCUCGGGACGAAACGAGGACGNAUCCAGGUUUUUCUAAGUUGCUCUGGCAGCAUCCAGUUUUUCUAUGUUGCUCUGGCAGCAUCCAGUUUUUCUAAGUUGCUCUGGCAGCAUCCAGGUUUUUCUAAGUUGCGCUGGCGGCAUCCAGUUUUUCUAAGUUGCUCUGGCAGCAUCCAAGUUUUUGUAAGUUGCUCUGGCAGCACCCAAUUUUUCUAAGGUGCUCUGGCAGCAUCCAGGUUUUUCUAAGUUGCUCUGGCAGCAUCCAGGUUUUUCUAAGUUGCUCUGGCAGCAUCCAGGGUUUUUCUAAGAUAGCGUAUUUAAAAUUCUAACGUAUGCACUGAGAAAUAGCAAAAAUACAUAUAUAAUUUCACGCUUUGUCAAGUAAAAAACCGUUACAAUUUUGAAACGCCAAAAAAUAGUUUGAAAACCUCUAAUUUAAUUAAGAACAUUCUACACCUGAUAUAUCUCCAUCGCGAAACUUUCCACAGUUUCAAAAGGUUAUACAUAGCUUUGUCAUUAACAAGCAACCCACAAUAGGCCUCGAGCUGGACCAGCAAAGAACGUCCUAAAUCCUUAACUCUGACCACAACACGGCUCGUUUGAAACAUUCGCAAGCUAUCAUUGUGUCUGCCUUCUGAUGAGAGUAUUUGCAUAUUCACUUAUGUAAUCUAUCAUUGCCUUCAUCUUAUGAUGAGGAUUUUGGGUUUGUUUCCUGCUGUAAUCUAUCGAUGGCUUCGUGUUUUGAUGAAUUGGUGUUAUUUCCUUCUGUGCAGGAUUUCGUGAACGAAGGCACCGGAGCUCGGGACGAAACGAGGACGAAUACAGGAGACGAUACUCAAAGGUCAGAGGUGAACUCGAGCAGGAGAAAGUCAGAGCCAGGAUCCUCCACCAGGAGAAGGAGGAGGAGAUAAGAAAAGUGAAGGACGCUCUGGAGAACGAGAGAAGGCUGGCCCUCAUUUCCUUGCAGAACCGACUGGAGGAGGAGAAGAAGAGGGAGGUAAAGAUAGUUAGCUUAAUAUAUAGAUAUAUGUCAUGGCACAAAGAAAGAUGAACGGUUUGAAAGACAUGCAAAGUUAUAUUAUUUAUAUGGACAGGUGAACGGACAAAUAAAUGUACAAACUGAUGGAUAGAUGGGGGUUGGUGGGUUGGGCUGGCGUGAGCACAUGAAAUGUGUUGGUUUCAGUUGUAAAUUCAUGGGCGUAUUGAUGGGCAUAAUGGUGGGCGUAUUGAUGGGCAUAAUGGUGGACGUAUUGAUGGGCAUAAUGGUGGACGUAUUGAUGGGAAUAAUGGUGGACGUAUUGGUGGGCAUAAUGGUGUAGAGAAUUUCCUGUUAAAAAUUGCGGAGAAUGGAAUUGCAUAUUCUGAAAACACAACGCUCUUCGAGUGGUGGUCUCUUUCUUUGCGUUAGUUCCAGACAAACCUAAGCCGGGAAUUAUGUUAUUUAGAUAAACACAUAAUAAUUUCCCAACGUUGCUAUAUUUCACAGCUGGCCCGCCUGAAGGAGGAACUAAUUAAACAGAAAGACUUUGAACUCCAGCAAGUCCUCAUGUACAAGGAGUCCGAGAAGAAGAGUCAAAGCUCGCAUAAGGCGGAGGACAAGGCGGACAAACCGAAAAACAAAAUCGAGGAGCCCAGCCCGGAGGAGAAGGACAAAAACGAGGUGGAUGAAGAUGACGGGGCGUCCGGUGGGCGGGACGGCGACAACGACGUGGCCGUGCUAAGCGAAAGGGCUCGCGCCAAGGACCAGGCCAGGGACGAGCGACGGCG
Lymnaea stagnalis (great pond snail) is the source of this 3234-nucleotide messenger RNA. The record is from the annotation of a GenBank genome assembly. Lineage: Eukaryota; Metazoa; Mollusca; Gastropoda; Lymnaeidae.